AUGGCUAAUCUGCAUCGCAUUACGAUUGAGGCUCAGUUCCAAAAGUGGUGGGCCACUUAUGCUUCUGUCAUUCCUGAUGACGUGCAUGUCAAGCUGGCGAAGCCUCUAACUGACGAUCGGCCCUGUGUGGAUGCAAAUGAUCCAGAAGCUAGGAUCAUCACAUUUCAUCCCUUUGAUUUUUCCCUAGGCUUCACCUUCCCAUUGCCAAAGUUUUUUCAAAAGGUGUUCAGCGCCAUGUGGUGUGCUCCAAGUCAGUGUACUCUGAAAGUCUACCGGGCGAUCAUGUGUUUUAAGAAUCUGAGCCGUUUCUUUAAGCUGGAGUUGACAGUGCAAGAGUUCUUUUACUUUUUCAAAGUGAGGCGCUUUGAGAAGUACUGUCAAGUUUGCAUCUAUCAUGCUAAGUUGUUUGACAGUUCCAGUCAAGGAGACCACGUAUGGCACGACGACGUACUGGAAGUCAACAAAUGGUGGGAAGGCGAUGUUGAUGAUGGUCCACUGGUUCCCAUCUCCUAUUGCAACGCGAGCAACAUCUGCAAGAAAUUGGAACUUGGGCCAGACAUGGCUAAGGUUGGCCGAGCUCUGAAUAUCUCUCCGAAGUUUCACCAGUGGCGCUGGCUGUUGAGCGAGUAUCGGGAGGAAGUCGGUGGGUUUCCCUUGCCCAGGAUGUUGAGAGAUGGAAACAAAAUGGUCCUGACCUUGAUGAUUUGCUUAUCGGACAAAAAGAGUGUUAUGUUGAAUCCCCCUAAAAAAGGAAGGUUGUUGUCAAGUCUUCAAGAUAUGAAGCUGCUUCUUCGCGAGCAGGAGCUGUUCCCUUUUGCUAAGAAGACUCAAGUGGGAGUUGUUCCCUUUUCUUCUACUAGGGUUAAACAUCUCGUUGGUGCAGAUAGCAGGAAUGUUGGUGAUAUGCGUAAUGCUCGGGAUAUUCUACCCAAGCCUCUUAUUGACAAGCUUGCAAACCAUGAUAUGCUUCUUGAAAUAGCCUGUGCCCAAUCUAGCUCACCUACUGAGAGGCAAAGAGAUGCAUAUAUUCGUCUUCUAAGUGCGGGUCAUCUGCAUCAAUCAAAGGAUGGAAAUCGAACUGGGAGGUCUACUUACGAUCCAGCUGUUGAGUCACAGGAAGUCAAGAGUGGAGUUGAUUCAGCAUCAUUGACUCCUUUGGAGGUGAGGUUGGUGGAGGCUAAGAAGAUGAGAAAGUCAUCUGCCCGGACGAAGGGUUCUUCUUCACAGUUAGCAGUUGAUCCCAAGGUGGACAAGUCCAGCAUUGUAGGGGAUGCAUGCGUAAAGGGAAUCGACAUUUCAUCUGCUUCAAAAGGAUUAGUUUUUGUUGCUGAGACUAUCUGGAACUCGUCUGUUGUUGCCCCAUCUUCUUCUCAACUCAAUGAGCAGACCCGUUAUGAGAAGAAGACGUAUGAUUUGAGGGCGAUGAUAUCUAAGCUGAAAAGCUCCAUUCGCGAGAAUGCUGACAUUUCCCUCAGCUAUGACAAACUCCUGGCUAGACUUCGUGUCCACCACAAGUCUGCUGAAAAAUAUAAGUCUGAAGCCAUCAUAGAUGCAUACAAGUUGGGUUAUAUGCACUGUGCAGAUGAGACUGCUCCCUUUUAUGCAAUUGAAGACGGAGACAUCGAGACGCUCUGCCCUGACUUGUUCCCUGUGCAAGGUGAGCAGGCGGCCGAAGAGGCGGUAGCUGAAGAGGAUGGAGCAGAGGAGGACACAACUGAUAAGAUGGUGGCAGAUGUCGCGGAGUAG
This is a messenger RNA of Prunus armeniaca (apricot), 1746 nucleotides long. NCBI's taxonomy places the organism in Eukaryota, Viridiplantae, Streptophyta, Magnoliopsida, Rosales, Rosaceae. The record is from the annotation of a GenBank genome assembly.